Messenger RNA from Cyclospora cayetanensis, 1770 nucleotides. RefSeq lists its product as uncharacterized. The transcript is spliced from 6 exons. Bases 1 to 1770 code for a protein of 589 amino acids. The record is from RefSeq and is a predicted model, not a curated record. NCBI's taxonomy places the organism in Eukaryota, Apicomplexa, Conoidasida, Eucoccidiorida, Eimeriidae.
AUGCGCACUGCGGCAGCGUUAAUACCUUCACCCCAGUUCUCAGUAGCAGCUGCUGCAACAGUAGGUGCGCAUGCAGCAGCUGCGGCGGCAGCAGCUGCCAAAAAAAGCCUAGGGAACUGGUGCUGCAGCCGAUGGACAGCUCGGGGGAACGCCUCCCGACCUGGACGUAUCGCUGAGCAGUGUCGAGGGUGUCGUAGAGCGACAGCACCGUCACCACUAAGAACAGCCGCAGCUGCUGCUAGAGCGGCGGAAGGGCCUUCCAGAAGGCCUCUACUGUCUCCUGAGUGUUUCGGGGCCUCCAAACCCUCCUUGUCUACCUUGUCUGCACUGGCGAUGCUGGGCAGGCGGAAAAAGCCAGCAGGGGGGACUGCCCUUUCCUCGGGCACUGCUUCAGGGGGAGGGAGUGUUUCUGGAGGCUCAAGGGCGCGUUGGAGGGAAGAGUUGGACGGGGGAGAUGCAGCGGUGUUGCCAGCUUUGAGCGAGGAGGACUUGCGGCUGCUGCAGGAAGACGAGGAGCAGCAGCAACCGCAGCAGCAACCGCCCCAGCAGGGGGACGCUGCCUGCGAGGACUCGCAGCAGCAGUCGCAGCAACAACGGCCAAAGAAGAGGCGGCGGUUCGAGUGGAUGGACUCAGAUGAUGAGAGCGUCACGGCGAGCAGCAGCAGCGGCAGCGAGCAGGAGGAGGAAGCGCCGAAGGAGGACGGCAAACCGGAGCAGCAAACACAGCAGAAUGAAGUGGAACGGGAGUCCUCCGACAUGUCUCGCAGCCCCUCACCCGAGUCUUCGAGUGCGGACCCUAUCUCCCCCGUAGCAGUGGCACAUACUGCACAGAGGGGACUGGACUUGUGCUCUAGAGGCAGAGACAGCAGCAGCAGCGUGAGCAGCGCCUCUCCGGGGGGCCCUGCGCAGGCGCACGGCCCCCGCAGCUCGAGCUGCGGCAGCAACAGCAGCGGCAACAGCAACAGCAAUCCGGCUCUUUCUGCAGCGUCUACUCUGGAUGACCUCACUCCAGAGCAACAGACGGCAGUUGAUUGCCUGCUCCUCACGAAUCUUCCCUUCGAGGUGUGCAUACCCUCCGUGCGGUCCUGGGUGGAAACCACUGCAAACACCAAAGUUAGGGCCAUUGAAGCAGCGCCCUUCCUGCCUCCAGGAGCUCCUCACCACGGGUCGAAUGCCACUUUGCCGGGGGUGCCUGCUGGUCCCCUGCACUACCAGAGCACCCGCUGCAGUGGUGGGGGGGCCCCUCACUUUUUUGGAGGGCCCUCGGGGCGAGCUAGAGAGCACUACGGGAAGGUGUUUGUGCAACUGGAGGGCUCUUCGCUUGUACGUGGGGCUAUAGGGGCCCUUGAGGGGGCCCCUCCUUUGCAAGGACGCCGUGUGUCGGUGUUCCUCGCCUACAGAGUUGGUGGCCGAUUCUGUCCUCUUCAAACAAAGGCCCAGAUACGCUUCUUCGGGAAACAGCAAAUGUGGAAACACAGAGAUAGGGAGCAAGAAAGAGAAAAGAAAUUUAAGCCUCUUGAUGGCGGCUGCAGCUUCUCGUGCGCGUGUGCGCUGAUGGCUCAUGGUACUGCGGACCAUGAAAGACUUGCGUCGCUAGCUAGCUGGCAAGCAAGCUGGCUGAAGCCAGCUAAAGGCAUUGCUGUUAUCACACGUCCUGCCUUCGCGUGUGGGGUCUUGGAAGCAGGGGCAGUAGCAGCAGUUGCUGUCCCUGCCCCUGUCGAUGCCAAGAUUCCUUCGCAGGGGAUCCUCUUUGGAGCUCGAAUAAGGUAG